CCGUUCUCCUGCGACAAGUCGCAACGUUCUACUUCUACCCAACUGUCGUAUAGCGGGCUCUCAGCACCCGGCCGCAGCUACGACUAAACCCAGACAACUAAUCGCUGAACUUGUCCAUCGUGCAGGAAGUCGAUCUAGCUAAGAGUGGCCCCCUUCCUAGACCGAUCAUACUGACAGUCAUGGCCGCUGUCAGCGAGAUAACCGAGCGAACGGGUCAAAUUGCCAUAGAUCCUUCGUCCCAGGCUCCGGCAACGAAGCCUAUUACGGGAUUCUCGGGCCCCUUCAAGACUCGACUGGACCAGAUAUACCAAUCAUUGACUACGGAAAGCUCGAAUUUCAGUAGGGACAUCCAACGCGAUGAUCAAGACCCGAAGGACAACAACCCACUCAGCUCUCUAGCGGCGUUUCACGCCUACAUGGCUAGUCCUUCCGCAUCUGCGUUACGUCCUGCCGGCCCGCCAGAUGACUCUGCACCGAUUACAGAUUAUUUUAUCUCCUCGAGCCAUAACACAUACUUGACAGGGAAUCAACUGUACAGUGAUGCGGCGGCGAAAGCUUAUACCGAUGUACUUCUAGGUGGAUGCAGAUGUGUUGAAAUUGACCCCAAGGUGCUCCAUGGCCACACGCUUACGAAGGGAACUACAUUCCGAGAAGUGUGUUACGCGAUCCGCGAUAGUGCGUUCAUCGUCAGCGACCUGCCUGUUAUUGUGAGUCUGGAAGUACAUGCGUCACUCGAGCAGCAAGAGACCAUGGUGGAGAUCAUGGAGGAUGCUUUUGAUGGGAUGCUCAUUCAAGUCACACCGGAGAUGGAGGCCAUGGAGACGCCACCACCGCUUAGGGAUUUGAAACGAAAGAUCUUGGUAAAGGUCAAAUGGGUCUCGCCCUCGGCUGAAAACGCCGAGGAUGUAGAUGACCGUACAGACGACCUGGAGCAGCUGGCCCCAACCAAAUCAGCCGGUGCAUCAUCCCAGUCCGCCUCACAAGCAGCCCAGAAACCGUCGAAGAUCCUCCAUUCUCUUAGCAGACAUGCGAUCUUCACCAAGGGCUUUAGUUUCAAGCAGUUCAGCCAACCCGAGGCCAAAGUUCCCGGCCACGUGUUCUCUCUCUCCGAGCGAGCUGCCCGCCAAGCCGACGAGAAAUACGGCAAGGAGCUAUUUGAGCACAACCGCAAGUAUUUUAUGCGCGUUUAUCCCUAUGGUCUCCGCGUUAACUCCUCCAAUCUCGAUCCUACCUUCUUCUGGCGCCGCGGUGCCCAAAUCGUAGCCCUGAACUGGCAGAACUCCGACAAAGGCAUGAUGCUAAACCAGGGAAUGUUUGCAGGCGAACAGGGUUGGAUCCUCAAACCCCAGGGCUAUCGAAGCACGGAACCAGAGUCUGCGCCUAUUCCUCGUCGGACUGUCGACCUCUCAAUUGAGGUUCUAGCAGGUCAGGACCUCACACUACCACCGGGAGACAAGAACGAGAAGGGAUUCCGCCCUUAUGUGGCUUGUUAUGUGCAUGUGGAGACACCGGAGGAUGCGGCGAACCCUGGGCUCAAGGGCGAUGACAGCACGGAUUCUGAGAAGACGAGCUACAAGCGCGUCACUAAGGCCGGGGAGGGCGUCAACCCGGAUUUCGGAUCACAGAUUCUGCAGUUCCCGACGCUGCCUGGUGUAGUGGAAGAGCUGACGUUUGUCAGAUUCAAGGUUAAGGAUGACGAAAUCGGAUUCGACUCGUUGGCUUCAUGGGCCUGCAUUAGACUGACCCGUUUGCAGGAGGGAUACCGUGUACUCCGUCUGUAUAAGUGUGAUGGAUCUGACUCAGGUGGUUUCCUCCUUGUCCGGAUCACAAAGAACAUCUCAUGAGUGUGUAUGAGUGAGGGAGCAGCCCUUAAAGUAGCGGCAUUCAAUCAGCCACAACAAGAUGAUACACAGCAUUCUUGAGGCUGGAGGGUGCACAUAGUUAUUUCUCGAUGUUCAAGCCAUGAGGAUAGUGCUCUCUUAGGGACUUU
Messenger RNA from Aspergillus nidulans FGSC A4, 1990 nucleotides. RefSeq names its product putative phosphoinositide-specific phospholipase C. Gene Ontology annotation, biological process: signal transduction; intracellular signal transduction; lipid metabolic process. Gene Ontology annotation, molecular function: hydrolase activity; phosphatidylinositol-4,5-bisphosphate phospholipase C activity; phosphoric diester hydrolase activity. Lineage: Eukaryota; Fungi; Ascomycota; Eurotiomycetes; Eurotiales; Aspergillaceae. The record is from RefSeq and is a predicted model, not a curated record. The transcript is spliced from 5 exons. Bases 180 to 1844 code for a protein of 554 amino acids.